UUGCAUUGUUAAAACGUAUCGUCAACUAAAUUAUCAACAGUCUAGUAAUAGUAAAAUAGAAAUUAUCCGUAAAAUGAUUAAGAAACUAAUAACAUAUCAUGAAAGCUUUGAAAAAUCAUACAAUAAAUAUAUAAAAUUGCAUAAACAUAUUCAUACGUCUUGUGUCAAUAAUAUGGAGUUAUUUAAACAAUAUUGUUUGAAAGAAAUUAAAACAAUUUUCAACCUUACACAUACUGAAACAGAUAUAUUAAUUUUAUUGAACAGAAUUAAAGAUACGUUUGAUCAAUUAUUAGUAUGCCGUAAGAACAAAUCGUAUAAUGGCCCACCUAAUAUUUUCUUAAAUUUACAUAAUGGUAAGCAAAUCGUAUCAAGAUGUCAAAUUCAAACAAGAAACUUUUUAUUCUCCAAAGUUUCAGAAUGUAAAGGAAAAUUUUGUAGACGAAUUCGACCUUGGUUUUUGUCAACUGAAAUAAAAAAAAAUGUAUUUGAUGGAAUUAUGGAAACUUUAUUUUGGAUAGGACCAUACGAGGAUUUUAAUGUGGGAUUAAGACAAAUUCCUGGAUUUUUGUAUAAUGAUUUUAAUGAUCAGCCAUGCUCAGAAUAUAAUUACAAAUUAUAUGAAAAAACAUUCUUACAACUCAAAGCACAUAUAAGUCAAGCUGCUCUCACUGAAAAAUGUUACAAAAAGUACAGUCAAUUAAAUUUGAUGGCACGAAUAAUUUUUAACGGGCAUUCUAUGACAACUAAUGUGAUCAAUUCAAAUGAAUCGACAUCUUGGAAUAUAUCGGUUUUGUUUAAACCAAGUUUGUUUACGUGGUAUGGAGAUACAAAUAAAAGUACACCAAUAUAUGUAAUUAUUCAAUUAUGUCACGUAAGCAUAGAAAAGAAUAAAUUAAUAGAAGAUGUUAUCGCCUUUACUGUUAUUAACAUAAAAGAAAUUAAUAAUUCUUCACUUAGAACAUUAAACUGGUAUAACAUCGUGGAUGGUUUAGAAAAAAUUGGUAAAAUGUUCAUUGGAGUCGAAAUUACACAAAUUAUAUCUAAUGAAUUAUCAGAAACCGAUGGAAAUUUGAACGUACCCUUAUUAAAAUAUGUACAACCCAAACUUUGUGUUUAUAAAUUAUUUGUACUAUUUUGGGGAUUGCGCCAAUUUAACAUUCAUUUACAUGAACCAUUUGUCCGAUUGUUAUGCUCGAGUUUAUCGAUUGAUUCUGAUAUAAUUAAAAAUUUUAACUCUUUUCCUAAUUUUCCAGACAUAGAUAAUAAAAAAUAUGUUUUCAAUUUAGAAUUACCUGAAGAUCCAAACCUUAUACCCCCUAUAAGUUUUCAACUUUUUACCAAGUAUGUUAUAAAAAAUUCUUAUACUCCACUUGGAAUAUGUGUUUCUCAACCCUUAAACGAAUUUUUAGUUCCUACUAUAUCAAAAACUCAAUGGAAUGAACAACCAGGCCAUACAAUUUUAGAAAUAGAAGAUGACAACGACAAAGAGGAAAAAAAAGAAAAAAUUAAAAAAAUUAAAAAAACACACACAUCAAAAGUUAAUUUAAAAUUUAAUUGCAAUUAUUUAAAACAAAAAUUUGACAUUAUUAUUCCAAUUGCCUUAAAAAAUAUUUUUUGGUGGAUUAUUGAACACGUAACAUUUAUUUUAACAUUAUUGUACAACACUAUGUGUUAUAUACUUCCGUGUUUAAAUGACUUUACCUAUUGGAUUUCAAACAAUUUAAAAAAUUAUAUUAGUUAUAUUGGAAAUAAAUAUAUUCCUUUGAUUGAUGACGAACUCGAAGAAGACGAAAAAGAAUUUAACUGGUGGACAAAAUACUACGGAUUUAAAUAUCAAAAGAAUACAUUUCGAGGGAACACACAUGUAAGUGUAUCAAACAUUCCGAGCGGAAUUCUCCUAAAUAAAUCUUAUACCCCUAAAUAUUAUUCAAAAACUAAAUCAACAACAAUACAUAUAUACGAUCGUGAACUAGAAAGCAUUCCAGAAUUUAAUGGAUUUGAAGAUAAUUUAAAAAAAUUCAAACUCUAUGAAUUGGAUAAAAAAAAUGAAAAGACAGAAGUUAUUGGUACAUUAAAAGGUAACGUGAAUUUGUAUCCUAUACAAGUUGAUAAUGGGGAACAAGGAAUUCAAGAAUUAUUAUUUUCUAAUUCGACAUCUCAAAUAUGGCCAGGAUUAAAAUCGAAUGAUAAAUGCAAAUUGGUUGUGCGUGUUUAUAUAUUGAGAGCAAAUAACUUACAUCCUGGUGAUAUAAGUGGAUUAUCAGAUUCAUAUAUAGAAAUUGUUUUAGGGAAAUCUAUUCGAAUUACAGAUAGCAACAAUUACAUUCCUAAAACAUUAAAUCCCGUGUUUGGCAAGUGUUAUGAAAGAGAAAUAUCAUUUCCAAAAUGUUCUAUGUUAAAAGUUAGAAUUAUGGAUUACGAUAGAAUUGGAAGAGAUGAAUUGAUUGGUGAGACGACAAUUGAUAUUGAAUCAAGAUAUUUCAGUAAACAUAGAGCUCACUGUGGACUACCAAAGCAAUAUAACAAGGAUGGAUACAAUCGCUGGAGAGAUAGUGAAAAACCUUCGAAAAUUUUGCAUAAAUUAUGUUCGUUAUAUUCAUUGAAACAUCCUAUAUAUACGACGGAUGGUGUUACAAUUGGUUCUAAGACAUUUCAUGUUCGCAGUGAAAAUACUGAUACCGAUAGACAAUCAUUAGCAUUGUUUGUGCUAAACCAUUGGCAAGAGAUGCCGGGUUUUGGUUAUCAUUUAGUACCCGAAUAUGUAGAAACUAGAACGUUAUAUCAUCCAGAUAUGCCUAAUUUACACCAAGGCACAUUAGAAAUGUGGAUUGACAUGUUUUCUAAAGAUGGUAAUAUUCCGGAAAUGGUAGAUAUUAAACCACCAAUUGUUGAAUUGUACGAACUUCGUGUAGUUAUUUGGACAGUCACUGAAGUAAAACUUGUAGACAACAACUUUUUUACAAAAGAAAAACACAGUGAUAUUUAUAUCAAAGGGUGGUUACCUGGUGUCGAAAAACAGUCUACAGACGUUCAUUACCGUUCAUUGAAUGGCGAAGGAUUAUUCAAUUGGCGAUUGAAAUUCUUAUUCCCUUACAAUAAAACGGAAAACAUUAUUGUUUACAGAGAAAAAAAUAUUUUCGGUUUCCACAAUGAAGAACAACAAUUUACUCCAAAAUUACAUCUUGAAAUUUGGGAUAACGAUCAGUUAUCACCAGAUUCCUAUAUAGGUUCUUUGACUUUGAACUUAAGGAAUAUGCCUCGUGGUGCAAAAUCAUCGUGGAUAAGUAACUUAUCCAAAAAGUCCCGAAUAAACUUAUUUAAAGUAAAAAAAACAAGUGGCUGGUGGCCGUUCAUUUUCACGGAAAACAAUAAAAAUACUGUUGUAGGUAAAGUUAAUGCCGAUAUUCAAAUAAUGACCAAGGAAGAAGCGGAUAAAUUACCAGCUGGAUUUGGUAGAGAUGGUCCCCAACCUUUGACCGUACCAAAGAGACCUUCAAUUCAUUACUUACAAACAAUUAUAGAUCCAUUUAGAUUUAUAUUCCGAAGUUUAUUCGUGGCUAACAAAACAAAAUUUUUAAUUGGUUUAUUAGUCGUUUUUGUAAUAUUGUUUUUUCUCAUGUUGAUUUAUGCGAUUCCAGGAAACAUAAUAAGAAUAAUAUUUGAUAAGUUCUUUAAAAAAUAAUCAUGAUGUUAUUAUUAUUAUUAUUAUUAUUUUUUAUGUACACAUAUAUUAUAUAAUAUAGAUAAAAUAAAUGUGUUAAAUUAAAUA
Molecule: messenger RNA, 3769 nt
Organism: Aphis gossypii (cotton aphid)
Lineage: Eukaryota; Metazoa; Arthropoda; Insecta; Hemiptera; Aphididae
Product: fer-1-like protein 6
Exons: 21
Coding region: 74-3682 (1202 amino acids)
Biological process (GO): plasma membrane organization
Cellular component (GO): membrane
Source: RefSeq, a predicted model, not a curated record